AUGGGGGGUGGGAAUGUGGUGUGUUCAGCGUUUAAAUUCAAAUCGGGGCAGAUGAUAGUGGUGGCUCUGCUAUUGAUGGCCGGGUGCUUCUAUGCCGGAACUCUCUUAGGAAAUAAUGCUCCAAUUUAUGCAUCUCAACUUAGCAUCAGUUCUUCUUCAUCUCCUGGUACUUCGACAUUUACAAAUAAAGUUGCACUUACUUACAGAAAAACACCACUUUUGAUCCCAGAGACUGGUAUGGAUGUAUGCCCAUUGACUUAUAAUGAGUAUAUCCCUUGCCACGAUGUUUCUUACGUAAAAACUUUGCUUCCAAACUUGGACACUAGUAGAAAAGAAAAACUAGAGAGGCACUGCCCUCCAAUUGAAAAGCGAUUGUUCUGCUUGGUUCCCCCACCAAGAGAUUAUAAGAUACCAAUAAGAUGGCCUACCAGCAGGGACUAUGUGUGGCGAAGCAAUGUGAAUCAUACACAUCUUGCUGAAGUCAAAGGAGGACAAAAUUGGGUGCAUGAAAAGGAUCAACUCUGGUGGUUCCCUGGUGGUGGUACGCAUUUUAAACAUGGCGCAGCUGAGUACAUUCAAAGAUUGGGAGAUAUGAUAACAAAUGGAAAAGGUGAUCUAUGUUCUGCAGGGGUCACUCAAAUUUUGGAUGUUGGUUGUGGGGUUGCCAGCUUUUCUGCUUUUCUUCUUCCCUUGGAUAUACAAACAAUGUCCUUUGCUCCAAAGGACGGCCAUGAGAAUCAAAUUCAAUUUGCUUUAGAGCGAGGCAUUGGUGCAAUGAUUUCUGCUAUAGCAACAAAACAAAUGCCAUAUCCCACUGGCUCUUUUGAGAUGGUUCAUUGUUCUCGAUGUCGAGUUGAUUGGCAUGAAAAUGAUGGCAUUUUACUAAAAGAAAUGAAUCGCCUUUUGCGAUCUAAUGGAUACUUUGUCUAUUCAGCUCCACCUGCUUAUAAAACGACUAAAAACUAUCCAUUAAUUUGGGAGAAGCUAAUGAAUCUGACUUCAGCAAUGUGCUGGAAACUCAUUGCUCGAAAAGUUCAGACUGCAAUCUGGAUUAAACAAGAUGAUCUGUCAUGCCUCCAGCACAACUCUGAACAGAAGCUUAUAAAUUUAUGUGAUUCUGUGGAUGAUUCCAAGUCAUCAUGGAAUACACCACUGAAGAAUUGUAUACAAGUAAGGGGUGCACAAACAGAUUCUCCAAAACUCCCUUCUAGAUCUGAGCGCCUUUCGAUAUACACUGAGAGUCUUGGCAGAAUAGGUGUUACUCAAGAGGAAUUUACAUCAGAGACCAUCUUUUGGCAAGAUCAAGUUCGACAUUACUGGAGGUUGCUGAAUGUCAGUAAGACAGAAAUCCGAAAUGUCAUGGACAUGAAUGCUUUUUGUGGUGGAUUUGCUGUGGCCUUAAAUGCAUCGCCUACAUGGGUGAUGAAUAUAGUUCCUUCAAGCAUGAAGAAUACCUUGUCUGCCAUUUAUAAUCGUGGUCUGAUUGGUGCUUUCCAUGAUUGGUGUGAAGCAUUUUCCACUUAUCCACGCACCUAUGAUCUGUUACAUGCCAACCAUCUCUUCUCUCAUUACAAGAACCGCGGAGAAGGUUGCUUAUUGGAGGAUAUCCUUUUGGAGAUGGACAGGAUAAUAAGACCCCAGGGAUUUAUUGUCAUUAGAGACGACGAAACCAUUACAUCAAGGAUCCAGGAUCUUGCUCCAAAAUUUUUGUGGGAGGUUGAAUCACAUUUGCUGGAAAACAAAGAGAAGAAGACAGAAACUGUGUUAAUUUGUAGGAAGAAGUUUUGGGCAAUUGUCUGAACUGUACCGGCAUACAGAGCAUUGCGAAUAUAAGUUUUCUUUCGAAUAUGCAGAUAGCUUGUACCAUGAUACAUGUACUCCUGUAUCUUUGUAUGACUAAUGCCCUGGUAGAAUGAAAUCGGGUCUUUACCAUGUCAUGUCUUGAUGUAAUGUGUACAGCACAGUAUAACCAGUGAACAAAUUUUCCCUGCCUGA
Molecule: messenger RNA, 1995 nt
Organism: Prunus avium (sweet cherry)
Lineage: Eukaryota; Viridiplantae; Streptophyta; Magnoliopsida; Rosales; Rosaceae
Product: S-adenosyl-L-methionine-dependent methyltransferases superfamily protein
Cellular component (GO): cytoplasm; trans-Golgi network; endosome
Molecular function (GO): methyltransferase activity
Source: RefSeq, a predicted model, not a curated record